This is a messenger RNA of Morus notabilis, 2886 nucleotides long. RefSeq names its product UPF0261 protein mll9388. The transcript is spliced from 8 exons. Bases 495 to 2747 code for a protein of 750 amino acids. The record is from RefSeq and is a predicted model, not a curated record. Gene Ontology annotation, molecular function: catalytic activity. NCBI's taxonomy places the organism in Eukaryota, Viridiplantae, Streptophyta, Magnoliopsida, Rosales, Moraceae.
AACAAAACAAGAUUUGGGUUGCAACUUCACCACACGGGGUUAUAUUCGUCGAAUCAGGGAAUCAACGCUGUAGAUGAUGGGAAUGGGUAGAGAAGAGAGAGCUGUCGGAGAAAGAGGAAAGAAAACGAAUGAACGAGAUAAAGAAACGGUAAGGCAUGCAAAAAAUCUAAGAGAGAAUAGCAGAGUUUUACAAAACUCGGGUACUAUAGCUCCAGGAUCGAGUUAAUGGAAUUCAAUCGGUGGUUGAAUUUCAAUUCACGGACAUUAACUCGAAUUGUGGUUUGAAUUAUAAUUCGAACGGAGUUCACCAAACAACAAUUUGGGCUGUGGAAUCAACUUGAGUCGGGCUUACUCAAGUUGAGUCCACCAAACGAACACCUCCUAAGCUCACUCCUCUUACUUCCAUUUUCAGAAAAAAGAACAACAAAAGAGGAGAGCCAAUUUUCUCAAUUCCAAAGCUCUGAAUCAGUUCCUUAUUACCGUGAAAUCCAAAAAUGCCCAAAACUCGCCGAGUUUUCUGCAUCGGAACCGCCGACACGAAGCACGAGGAGCUCCGAUUCCUCGCCGACGUCGUCCGGUCGAGUCUCAAGAGCUUCUCCGGGAACUCCUCGUUCAAGGUGGAGGUCGCCAUUGUUGACGUCUCAGCGAGCGAGAAGGAGACCAAGACCGAGAAAUUCGGCGAUUUCGCGUUCGUUACGAGGAAGGAGAUUCUCUCUUGCCAUUCCGAAUCGACGGAUGAAGCUCCGAUUAGGCUUCCCGAUGACAGAGGCGAAGCCAUUGGCGUUAUGAGCAGAGCUCUGGAGAAUUUCCUGAAGAGAGAGAAUGAAAACGGCGUCGUUGUCGGAGUGAUCGGUCUCGGAGGCAGCGGAGGGACUUCGCUGAUCUCCAACGCCCUGAGGUCGCUCCCAAUCGGAAUCCCUAAGCUCAUCGUCUCCACCGUCGCGAGCGGUCAGACCGAAGGUUACAUCGGACCCUCCGAUUUGGUCCUUUUUCCGUCGAUUGUCGAUGUUUGCGGAAUCAACAGUGUGAGUCGAGUCGUUUUGUCGAACGCUGGAGCUGCUUUCGCCGGAAUGGUAAUCGGGAGGCUACAGAGAGAAAGAGAAUGUCGUGGCGGUGAUGGGAAAUUCACGGUUGGAUUGACCAUGUUUGGAGUCACAACUCCGUGCGUGAACGCUGUGAAAGAGAGGCUGGUCAAAGAAGGUUACGAGACGCUGGUUUUUCAUGCCACUGGCGUUGGAGGGAGAGCCAUGGAGUCUCUGGUUAGAGAGGGAUUUAUAAAGGGUGUUUUGGAUAUAACUACAACAGAGGUUGCGGACCAUGUAGUUGGAGGCGUCAUGGCUUGCGACAGUUCUCGCUUUGAUGCCAUUAUUGAAAAAAGGGUUCCUUUAGUCCUCAGUGUGGGUGCUUUGGAUAUGGUGACCUUCGGACCUAAAGAUACGAUACCUUCUGAUUUCCAACACAGAAAGAUUCAUGAACAUAAUAAGCAGAUUUCACUCAUGCGAACCACAGUCGAUGAGAACAAGAAAUUUGCUAGCUUCAUAUCAUCUAAACUUAACAAGUCGUCUUCUAAGGUCCGUGUUUGCCUACCACAAAAGGGUGUCUCUGCUUUGGAUGCACAAGGGAAGGCCUUUUAUGAUCCUGAGGGCACAACUGCCCUUAUAGAUGAACUGAAGAGGCUGAUUCUGACUAAUGAAGAUCGGCAGGUAAAUGUAUACCCUCAUCAUAUUAAUGAUCCUGAGUUUGCAAAUGAACUGGUCAACUCAUUUUUGGAAAUUAGUACUAGGAAUUCUACGGAUUCCAGCUCUCUGAGAGAUAGUGUUAGUGAAUCGAAACAACAUGUUCUCAAAAAUGGUGUCUCAAAAAGUGAUGGUAUCAUUGUUCGAAGCCCAAGUGACUUUCCAGACGCAAGGCCAGAAACUUUACAAAGAACUUGGGCCAUUUUGCUGCAACUUAAAGAUCAGAUAAAUAAAGGGCUGCCAAUCAUAGGGGCUGGUGCAGGGACGGGGAUUUCUGCCAAGUUUGAGGAAGCUGGUGGUGUUGAUCUAAUAGUCAUAUACAAUUCGGGGCGAUUUCGUAUGGCAGGAAGGGGUUCAUUAGCAGGCUUGUUGCCUUUUGCUGAUGCAAAUGCUGUGGUACUUGACAUGUCAAAUGAAGUGUUGCCUGUGGUGAAGAAGGUACCGGUUCUUGCUGGCGUCUGUGGUACCGAUCCUUUUCGCCGAAUGGAUUUCUUCUUGAAGCAGAUGGAGUCAAUUGGAUUUGCUGGGGUGCAAAAUUUUCCAACUGUAGGGCUUUUUGACGGAAAUUUUAGACAGAAUCUUGAAGAAACGGGAAUGGGAUAUGGCUUGGAGGUUGAGAUGAUUGGAAAAGCACAUAAGAUGGGUCUCUUGACGACCCCAUAUGCUUUCAACCAAGAUGAAGCUGUGGAAAUGGCAAAAGCUGGGGCUGAUAUAAUAGUGGCCCAUAUGGGACUAACUACAUCUGGCUCUAUAGGUGCAAAAACAGCAGUCUCGUUGGACAAAAGUGUAAUUCGUGUACAAGAAAUUGCAGAUGCUGCUCUUAGGAUCAAUCCUAAUGCUAUUGUGCUGUGCCAUGGAGGUCCUAUAUCUGGUCCUAAAGAGGCAGAAUUUAUACUGAAGAGAACAACAGGAGUUCAUGGGUUUUACGGUGCUUCUAGCAUGGAGAGACUACCAGUUGAACAGGCUAUAACCUCUACUAUCCAACAAUAUAAAUCAAUUCCAAUAAACUGAAUUCGCACGUCUCUGUGUAUCAAAGCCCGAGUCUAUGCCAUUAAAAGUAUGUUGUAUUUUUCCUUUUUUUCUUUUUUGGGUACGAUUUCUUCCGUAAGAAUAAUGCAAAUCUACUUGAAGCUAUUGCUAUCAAGUUUGA